AUGAGAUUUUUACGCCCACAGAGGUGAAGUGACAAAAUCCGGCAAUGGGAACCGCAGGAGCUCUCAUCUAUAAUCCACAGCUCACCGGCGGUGGAAGCCUUUGCUCCAAGUGUUUAAAAUCGAAUUCCCAACCAAGAACGCUGCUUAGCUUGAAUCGAAGAAAGUUGCCGGACUUCUCAAGCAAGAGAUGUUUGAGAAAAUUUGGCAGAGUUGUAUGCCUAGCAGUAGAAGACGUUGCUGAGAAGGAAGGAGAAAUGAAAAGUGGAAGCUUGAUUGGUGUUAGCUCCGAUAAGGGAGAUAGACUUGAUCAAAGAGAUGAUACAUCAGAGAAUCCUUUUAUAGGCGAUGAGUCAGAUGAGGGGAAUUCAAUUUACAAUUUUCUGUAUCCUGAUAAAGAGCUCCUCCCUGAUGACAAAGAAAUGAGCAUAUAUGACCAUUUAGAGGAGUUGAGAGAGAGAAUUUUUCUGUCAGUUUUGGCUGUUGGAGCUGCUAUGGUUGGUUGUUUUGCAUUUUCCAAGGAACUCAUAAUGUUUCUUGAAGCUCCAGUCCGAUCACAAGGAGUUCGGUUUUUACAAUUAGCUCCAGGAGAAUUUUUCUUUACAUCACUCAAGGUAUCGGGAUAUUGUGGUCUGUUGUUAGCAAGCCCUGUGAUUCUCUAUGAGAUCAUAGCUUUUGUUGUUCCUGGUUUGACACUGUCAGAGAGAAGGUUUUUGGGGCCGAUUGUCCUUGGCUCCUCAGUCCUUUUCUAUGCAGGGAUCAUCUUCUCUUACUAUGUUCUUACCCCGGCUGCCUUGACAUUCUUUGUUAAUUACGCGGAGGGGGUUGUCGAAUCAUUGUGGUCCAUUGAUCAAUACUUCGAGUUUGUACUUGUGCUCAUGUUUAGCACCGGAUUAUCUUUCCAGGUUCCUGUUGUGCAGCUGCUCCUCGGACAACUGGGCUUGGUUUCCUCGUACCAAAUGCUGUCAAUCUGGAGAUACGUCGUGGUUGGUUCUGUAGUAGCAGCCGCUGUACUAACCCCCUCGACCGAUCCUCUGACUCAGAUGCUCCUAGCUGGCCCCCUUAUGGGUCUUUACAUAGGUGGUGCCUCGAUGGUCAAGCUUCUUGGCAAAUAAUCCAUGAAACCUUUUAGUACAGUAACUAGCUGUGUGUGCUUCAGACCAUGACUCUAUUCAGUGGCCAAUUCCACAUGUAUUAUUACAUCAUCUUGUUGUAUCCAGCUGCCUGAUUAUUAAUUGUAAUGCUCCAUCCAGAUAUUGUUGUCUAGUAAAAUGAAAUUUUUUAUAGACA
Molecule: messenger RNA, 1287 nt
Organism: Andrographis paniculata
Lineage: Eukaryota; Viridiplantae; Streptophyta; Magnoliopsida; Lamiales; Acanthaceae
Product: sec-independent protein translocase protein TATC, chloroplastic
Exons: 4
Coding region: 45-1112 (355 amino acids)
Biological process (GO): protein transport by the Tat complex; intracellular protein transmembrane transport
Cellular component (GO): membrane; TAT protein transport complex
Molecular function (GO): proton motive force dependent protein transmembrane transporter activity
Source: RefSeq, a predicted model, not a curated record